AUGGCGGAUCUUCAGCGGGAGGUGACGCGGGAGGUGUCGCGCGCCGUGCGCGAGGAGAGGGCGGCGCAGAGCCAGAGCAGUUCGCUGCGGGCUGCGUUGGCGCAUGUGGCUCCUCGUCCGAUUGUGCCUCCUGUUGUCCCUCCGCCGGCUGCUGCACCUCCCCCUCUUGUUCCUGCCCCGUCCGCUCCUUCUCCUUCUGUAGCGGCGCCGGCUCCCGGCUCCCGCCUGCAUCUGCCGCCGGUUCCGCCUGUUGCGGGGGUGGAGAUUGUGGCCGCGAGUGGUGGCGCGGCGGCGGCUCAGUAUGCAGCUGAUGAGCCGCUCCAGUUCCUGGCGGAGGCACUCCAGCCUCCGCAGACUCGUGUUCCUCAGGCGACUCUCGGGCAGCUUCACCGCCUGGCGGAGAGUCUUCACGCACUGCUGCUAAUCCAGGUUCUUGCUCACACGUCCCUCCCCGUGGUUCCUCCUGAGACGUUCCGCGACCGUCCGCGCGAGACCUGCUUGGAUGCGGCGGACCAGCUCGCCGUGCUGCUGGCGCCCGUGCUGGCUGCGCCCGCGGAGGGUGGCGCUGCUGCUGCGGGACAGCUGGACGAGGCUGUCCGGAGCUUGAAGCGGCAUUUGCGCGCUGGAUCUGGAGCCGCGGCGAUCGGCGCAAGCACGCUUGUGGUCCGGGAGCUUUGGCGCUCCCUGACGGGUAUCCUUCAUGCCCUUGGAGCUCACCGCAUGUAG
Molecule: messenger RNA, 726 nt
Organism: Closterium sp. Yama58-4
Lineage: Eukaryota; Viridiplantae; Streptophyta; Zygnematophyceae; Desmidiales; Closteriaceae
Source: the annotation of a GenBank genome assembly